AUGGUACGACAUUAUCAACCUAAAGGAAUUAAGAACAAGUUCUCUGACGAAGCCCUGAGAAAGGCACUGCAAGAUCUUGCUGAAAACCAGGACAGCAUAAGGAAGACGGCAGCUGUGUACGGCAUUCCCUACUCAACCCUUCGCGAUCAUCACAAGGGAGUCAGAAGAGAGAGAAAUAGUGCAAUGUUGCAUUGUGUGCUGCAAGAGAUGGGGUUUCCCCUUGAUAGAUCAAGUCUCAGCAACGUCAUCUCAGAUUACCUUAGAGCAAAUGCUAGAGAAAAUCCUUUUCCUGAUGAUUUACCUGGUCCUGACUGGUUUGUUGGCUUCUUUAAGCGAUGGAAGAGUGCACUGAGUCAAAGGAAACCACAACAUCUGUCAAAGAAACGUGCUAAGGCAUUGACCAAAGACAGAAGUGAGGGUUGGAUAGAAUUUGUCAAGAAGAUCUACAAGAAGGCUGGGUUGUUUAAACUGAGUAAGAAAGAGCUGUCCAAAAGAAUUUGGAACUGUGAUGAAACCGCUUUUGCUACAGCCUCCUCAUCUAGAAUGGUCCUAGCUAGGAGAGGAGCUAAGUCUGUAUAUGAGACCAUGGCAGGGAGUGGACGUGAAUACAUUACUGUCCAUUGGGGUGGAAAUGCCAAUGGAGACAAAAUCCCUCCCUAUGUUCUAUAUAAAGCUCAGCACAUGUAUCAUACCUGGACCCUUAGUGGCCCUACUGAAGCAAUGUAUGGAGUAUCAGCCAGCGGGUGGAUGGAAAAACAAAACUUUUACAGCUGGUUUGUAAAAGGCUUCAUACCAGUGCUCAAGAAGAUGAAACUGAUUGCAGAAAAUGAAGAGCCAUCUACUACACUGACGACAACAGAACCAAGUCUUGUCAGUGACAGUAGUGAUGACUCAGACUUCACAGAUGAUACUAGCCCCAGCGUGAUCUUGUUUUUCGAUGGACACUAUUCACACAUCAACUUGGAUGUCAUCAAUGUGGCAAGAAAAUACAACAUCAUUCUCGUAACCCUGCCUCCAAAUACCACGCACGCAUUACAACCUCUGGAUAUAGGCGUGUUUGCUCCCAUGAAGAAAAAUUGACAGAAAAUUCUGACCGACUACAAACGAAGAACAAGGGGACAAGGUGUCCAUAAAACAAUUUUUCCCAAAUUACUAAAACAGCUGACAGACACAUCCAUGAAACCACACCAAUUUCAAGGUGCAUUUCGAGGAGCUGGUUUAUAUCCAAAGCCAUCAGCUGCAGCCAUUCCUCAAGCAAAAAUUAGUCCAG
Corticium candelabrum is the source of this 1270-nucleotide messenger RNA. RefSeq lists its product as uncharacterized. Gene Ontology annotation, molecular function: DNA binding. The coding region runs from base 1 to 1080 and encodes 359 amino acids. The transcript has 2 exons. NCBI's taxonomy places the organism in Eukaryota, Metazoa, Porifera, Homoscleromorpha, Homosclerophorida, Plakinidae. Gene Ontology annotation, cellular component: nucleus. The record is from RefSeq and is a predicted model, not a curated record.